Molecule: messenger RNA, 603 nt
Organism: Venustampulla echinocandica
Lineage: Eukaryota; Fungi; Ascomycota; Leotiomycetes; Helotiales; Pleuroascaceae
Exons: 3
Coding region: 1-603 (200 amino acids)
Biological process (GO): proton motive force-driven ATP synthesis
Molecular function (GO): proton transmembrane transporter activity
Source: RefSeq, a predicted model, not a curated record
AUGUCGUUGAACGUCUCUCGCGCCGUGCUGCGGCGAUCCGUCAAGCUCCCUGGGCGAACAGCUCGCCGAUUCGAAUCGACGACAUCUAAAGCCGCGGACACAGCAAAGGAUGCGACCUCCAAAGCAUCUCAAGCUACCUCGGAUUACAAGUCGAAAGCUUCCCAAGGUCUUUCGAGGGUCACCUCGUCCGCUGGCCCAGCAAUCAGCGGCGCGGCCAAGGGUUUGGUCUCCUCGCUGGGAAAGAUUGGAGGCCGAACUGGAAGGCUGAUUGCGUUAAUUGAGCGACAAAUCCCACCUACUGUCCACUACGCACGUGUAGGGUUGGAGCUCUCGAAGCUCGUUUUCCAAGGACAGAAGAUGUCCCCUCCGCCCGUUUCAACUUUCCAAUCAUACUACCAGAACGUACUUAAAGCCCUUCGAAACCCAGGCCAAACCUUCACACAAUUCAGCAACUCAUUACAACAACUGCGAAAUGUGGACAAGGCUGGCUUGGCAUCUGGAGCUGUGGUUUUGGGGGAGCUUUUGGGAUUCUUCACGGUGGGCGAGGUAAUCGGCAAGAUGAAGCUUGUUGGGUACAGGGGCGAUACUGAGGCCCAUCACUGA